Molecule: messenger RNA, 2288 nt
Organism: Phymastichus coffea
Lineage: Eukaryota; Metazoa; Arthropoda; Insecta; Hymenoptera; Eulophidae
Product: annexin B9
Exons: 7
Coding region: 217-1191 (324 amino acids)
Cellular component (GO): cytoplasm
Molecular function (GO): calcium ion binding; calcium-dependent phospholipid binding
Source: RefSeq, a predicted model, not a curated record
AGUGCGACGGCGGUCUGGCGGGCAACGCACACGUAAUCGCCCAGGCAUCGCGAGAACACAAGUAUAUAGCAGUCACGCCGGUUCAGUUCGCCGCACGCGAAAACCAAACGAAAGUGGGUGUGACCCGUCAUUGAGCCACGGCUCGUCAAAGCGAUACAUUCGUACACGAGAGUCGACGUUCAGGAAGGAAGGAAUAGCCGAUCGAUCAUAGUCAACAUGUCACAGCAACAGUACUAUCCUUUACUGCACACCCGACGGGUCUACCCGGCGGAUCCAUUCGACGCGAAUGCCGACGCGGCGGCGCUGCGCAAGGCGAUGAAGGGCAUCGGUACCGACGAGAAGGCCAUCAUCGACGUGCUCACCAAGCGCGGCAUCGUCCAGCGCCUCGAGAUCGCCGAAGCUUACAAGACCCUCUACGGCAAGGAUCUAAUCAGCGACCUCAAGAGCGAAUUGUCCGGCAAACUCGAGGACGUGAUGGUGGCCCUGAUGACCCCGCUGCCGCACUAUUAUGCCAAAGAAAUGCACGACGCCAUCUCUGGAUUGGGCACCGACGAGGAGGCGCUCGUCGAGAUUCUGUGCACGCUCAGCAACUACGGCAUCAGGACCAUCGCUACUUUCUAUGAGAACCUGUACGGAAAGACCCUGGAGAGCGACCUCAAAGGCGACACAUCUGGACACUUCAAGCGAUUGCUCGUUUCGCUUGUUCAAGCUAAUAGAGAUGAAAAUCAAGGCGUCGAUCAUACCCAGGCGGUAGCCGAUGCUCAGGCUCUUUUUGAUGCUGGCGAAAAACAUUGGGGAACCGACGAAUCGCAAUUCAAUGUCAUUCUCAUAACCCGCAGCUACCAGCAACUGAGACAAACGUUCAUCGAGUAUGAGAAAAUCUCCGGACACGAUAUCGAAACUGCCAUCAAGAAAGAAUUCUCCGGAAGUGUUGAGAAAGGCUUGCUUGGAAUCGUAAAAUGCGUCAAGUCCAAAAUUGGAUUCUUCGCUGAACGUCUUUAUGCCAGUAUGCACGGCAUCGGAACCAAGGAUCGCACGCUGAUUCGUAUAAUCGUUUCCCGCAGUGAAAUUGAUCUAGGAGACAUCAAAAGAGCUUUCGAAGAACGUUACGGAAAGUCCCUUGAAAGCUGGAUAGCUGAUGACUGCUCCGGCGACUACAAACGAACUUUAGUGUCCCUGGUGGUUGGAUAAUUUAUGCCAGCCACUUUAAUAAUCUGAAAGACUUUAUCGCGCUUGUGCCUUAUAAAACGAUUUCAGUUGUGGGCACUAAAAGCAGAAAAUAUAUUUUUUACCAUCGUUAUCGCUCAUAGAAAAUAAAAAAAUAUACUAGUUUCCUAACAAUUUUUUUCAUAUAACUUGGAAAAGUAGACUAAUUUACAAUAAGGUAUACCUUGCGAACAACCAUGAUAUGGUGUCAAACGUAUAUCAAAUUCCAUCAAAAAUACGAAUGAUAUCUUGCAAUUACUAAUAUACAUAUAUAUUUAAAUCAAAUGGUAUACGUAAAAAAAUACCUAACUUUCAAUUGAUUUUUUUUGAAAACGAAAUUUUUCGUAACUUUGGAGAAAUGUAUUAAGUAAAUAGUGCAAUAAUAUAUCAGCGGUUUUCUAUUAAUUCCGGUCAUUAGAUUAAUAUCCUGCAUCAAUUAGAUUAUCGGAUUAUCGAUGAUGAUUCUAAUGUUAGAUUAUGUGAUAAGCUUUCUAUAUAAAGAUGCAUGUAUUUUUUUUUUUGAAAAAAAUUGUAUUGUCUCACGAACUAAUGAAUGUCAAUAGCUCUAAUCUACUAAACAAUGAAAAUAACAUAUAGAAAGAAAAUAUAAAACCAAAAUUUCAAAAUAAAUCGAAUGUAUUUUUUACUUUCAAAGUUAUUAGUACUUAUGACAGUAUUAUAAAGAAGAAAAUUUUAUUGAAUAACAACGAAUUAACAAGUAAUACUACUACCAAUGGCAGUAGCAUACAUGCGGUGGAGUCUUGUAAAUUAAUUUUAAAUUAAUUUCUUCCAAAAUACAGAAAAAAAUUAAUUUUAUAAAUCAAGAUUAUUUUAAACAGUCAUUGUCAAUGUGCAGCUACGCAAGAUUUUAUUCAAAAUGAAAUAAAAUUUACAAUAGCAAAUUAAAUGUCAUUGAAUCAUCUAUUGAUACUUUGAAUAAAAAAAUUACUCUCACAUAGAUUAUGAAAGUAAUGCAUAAUGUGUAUUAGUCCACAUAUUGCUUCAGAUUCUAAACAUUCAUGCAAUAUUAAUUUUAUUGCAAGCAUGGGUAACAAUUCCUGUGCAAUUCCAGGUUUACAAAG